Molecule: messenger RNA, 1113 nt
Organism: Pseudoliparis swirei
Lineage: Eukaryota; Metazoa; Chordata; Actinopteri; Perciformes; Liparidae
Product: heparan sulfate glucosamine 3-O-sulfotransferase 2-like
Exons: 2
Coding region: 1-1113 (370 amino acids)
Molecular function (GO): [heparan sulfate]-glucosamine 3-sulfotransferase activity
Source: RefSeq, a predicted model, not a curated record
AUGGCAUGCGUGCUCCUCUUCAGUCGAAUCCCUCCCUUCUCGCACCGGCUCACGCGGACAUCCAUUUGCUUCCUGUCGAUGUUCCUGUGUUACCUGUGCUACUGUACACUGUUCCCGGCCGACAGCAUCAUGCAGAAGGCAGGUGAUCCGACGCCCGGCUGUCAGCGCGCGCCGGCCGAUGGAGCCAAAAGGCGCGUUCAGAAACCACCGUCGUGCGCGUUGCCGUUGGACGCCAGACCGAGCAGCAGUGAGGCAUCUCGGUUGAAAUCCGACCAAAGACCUCCUUCGACUCUCCACGUCGACACGCCCAGUCCUCCGAUGGGGAACUUAAAGUUCGGCAAUAAAAAGUUACCGAACGCCAUCAUCGUGGGGGUGAAGAAGGGAGGCACCAGAGCGGUGUUGGAGUUCAUCCGGAUUCAUCCGGAGGUGCGCGCGGCUGGCACAGAGACGCACUUCUUCGACCGGAACUAUGGCCGAGGCCUGGAGUGGUACAGAGGCUUAAUGCCAAGGACUCUUGAAAGCCAACUCACGAUGGAGAAGACGCCGAGCUACUUUGUGACAAAAGAGACGCCGCAACGGAUCUCUGCCAUGUCCCGAGAUACCAAGCUCAUUGUGGUGGUGCGUGACCCCGUCACCCGUGCUAUAUCUGAUUACACCCAGACUUUAUCCAAAACCCCCGACCUGCCGAGCUUCCAGGAUCUGGCCUUUAGAAACCAGAGCCUGGGCAUUGUGGACGUGUCCUGGAACGCCAUCCGGAUCGGCCUGUACGCUCUGCACCUUGAGAACUGGCUGCGCUACUUCCCCCUGGCUCAGAUUCACUUUGUGAGCGGCGAGCGGCUCAUCACGGACCCGGCGGGGGAGUUGGCUCGGGUGCAAGACUUCCUCGGGCUGAAGCGCAUCGUCACAGACAAACACUUCUAUUUCAACCGCACCAAGGGCUUCCCCUGCCUUAAGAAGCCGGAGAGCAGCGGCUCGCCUCGCUGCCUGGGCAAGUCCAAGGGCAGAACUCACGUGCAGAUCGACCGAGACGCCGUCGAGCGGCUGCGAGACUUCUAUCGACCUUACAAUGUCAAGUUCUAUGAAAUGGUGGGUCACGACUUCAAGUGGGAGUAG